This is a messenger RNA of Porites evermanni, 3721 nucleotides long. NCBI's taxonomy places the organism in Eukaryota, Metazoa, Cnidaria, Anthozoa, Scleractinia, Poritidae. The record is from the annotation of a GenBank genome assembly.
AUGCUGAAGAUCUUUAUCCUUUUCACUUUACUUUACAUCAUCAGUACUAAUGGUAAGAAAAAGUCCAAUUCUAUGACGUUUCUAAAUAUGUUUUACUAAUUUAUGUCUAAUUCUUGUCUUUUUCAUAUACAAAAUCUGCACAGUAAUUUUUAGGGAGUUAUUAUAACUCCAAAAAUGGAGUAAAAAUUUUAGGUACAGGAUAACCCCUUUUGGGGGGUUACUUUAACUCCUAAUUUAACUCCAAAUUUGGGGUAAUUUUUACUUCUCAAAAAGAGUUCUUUUUACUCCCAGUCUGGAGUUAAAAUAACUCCAUAAAUGGUGUUAUUUUUACUCGUUACAUGGGUUGUUUUUACUUUUUUUGGAAUUACUUUAACUCUGAAAGUGGGGUAAAAAUUUUAGGUACAGGAUAACUCCUCUUUUGGGGUUAUUUUAACUCCUCGAUAUCUAGGGUCAUUUUUACCCCUGAAAAAGAGUUCUUUAAACUCCUUGGAGUUACAAUGACUCCCAAAAAAUAACUCCACUGUAAGGAGUUAAAUUAACCCCACUAGAUGAGUUAUUAUAACUCCUUAAAAAUUACUGUGUGAUAAGCGACAUUUUUGCGCAUGUAGUAUAGUAGGAAACUGUUAGAUCCCUUUUUUACGCAAGAUUCUCAUCAACUUGCACACGACUAUAUUAACGCCGAUGACGUCACGGCCCUUUGUAUGACAAUAGAUUGUCUGCGAUGGACAAUGGAAUCGGCAAGACAUAGAACUUGCAUGAUUAUGUUACGGCUCAUUGAAUUUUAAGUCACAGUUGAGUUAGCGGUUAUUCCUUCUACAAUCAACAAAUAAAUACUUUUGUAAGUUUUUAGUCUAAGAAUGGAAUAGACCUAUAUAUAACUUAUGUAAAUGAGAUUCCACCGCAUUGUAUUCUCGGGAUAAAGACUAUUUUUUAAGGGGCCGUGACGCUACAGGCGUUAACCCUUUCACUGCCAGGAUAAAAGAAGGAGUCUCGUAAACUGGUUUUAACUUUCGAAUCUGUGGACGAAAUCCUGCGGUGUGACCAUUCAAAUGAAACCUCUCUGUCAGUACUUUCACAUUGUAUUAUUAAUCUGAUUUUACAGCAUUUUACCAAAAUACAAUUGGAGAUUUUGUUGAAAUUUGACUUUGGCCACUUUUGGCAGUGAAAGGGUUAAUUAUUCUUGAGCAAGUUAGUAAGAUUCCUGCCCAAAAUAUGGGGUUCAACUGGUCCUUUCUAUACUACUCACAUUAUCUUGCACAAGUUCUAAAUAGGGAAUACGACAAUUAAUCUUAAUUUCUGUUCUAUUUCAGCUGAUUCAACCCCUUGUAACAAAGACAUUGGAAUCCUUAUCGACACGUCACUAAGUAUUCCUCAAAGGAAACUUGAGGUUUUUUUGGAAACGUUUUUAAAGCCAUUCUAUGCCAAAUUCGAAAUAUCAGCGCAAAAAACCCAGUUUGGUUUGAUAACCUUCGACAAAUACAGUCGUUUGAGGUUCACGUUGGCAGAAAACGUCAGUACUAUCGAACCAGUUAGACAGUUCAUAACAAGAAUCGACCUAGCCCUGCUAAAAGCCAAAAACGAGCUGUUUACUUUAAGUGCAGGAGUAAGAGAAGAUAAGCAAAAUGUGUUACUCGUGUUCACGGAUGGGAGGCCAUUUCCACCAGAAACGUUCCUUCUUUUCAACAAAUCUUUACCUUUUUUAAGGGUAAGAGAUGUGAUUUUUCUUCUCGAAAGAAACCAACCAACCAACCAACUAACCAGCCGCAUUACGUCAACAAACUAAUCUAAAAACAUAUUAAUAGGCCACUUGCACUAAGAGGUCACGUGACCAAUGCUUCCUUUAAACAAUGAGUUGGAAUCUUACAGAUGCCAAAAAUUGACAGAGCAUAUAAAAUGUAUCUUACACCCGAAAUUUGAGAGGAAACGAACUUUAGGGAGAUAUUUUAUGACACUUUGAUUUUUCAGCAAAGUAUUAUGAUUUGUAUUGGCCGCCAUGUUGGGGGUCAUACUCUUGCCCUCCAACAUGGCGGCCAAAACCACUUUUUGCUUAUAUCCUGUUAAACGUUUGAUAGUUACGCUCAGAUGUGUUGUAAACGUUGCCACAUCAUUUUCCUUGAAGUUUAAGUGCAAAAUUUGUGUUCAGAAAGAGGCAAUUCAUAAUUUUACAAUUUUGUCUAAGUGACCGGCUACGAACUUACUCAUUUUAAGAAAAUGGUGCAGGUUUGAAAAACCAAAUCACUAUUAUUUUGUUUAAGAUACGACCCAUUAAUCGUUUUACGAAAGCAAAAUCAUUUAACUUUCAUUGUCAUAAAGACAAUGUCACAUGACCUGUUAUGGCAAAUGGCCUAUUACAAUAUCUCUAUUUAAAAAGGUUUUUAGAUUUGUUAGAGGACCUAAAAUGGCUAAACGAUUUUUAUGACUGUCAAAAAAUGCAAAAAAAAAAACUUCUGGUUUAGCGAUGUAGGUGUAAUUUGUCAUUAGAAGGUAUACCAAACGGAUAACUUUUCUGUUAAAAGGGAUACACCCAAUUGCAAAAACGUUGUCAUAGAAAAGUGAAAAAAAGGAAAAAGCCAAAUAGCAAUUAAUUCAGCUAAUUUAGCCACGUUCUCAUGGUGGAUUCAUUUGCAGCCGUUACAUUUCUCCGCUGGAUUUUCAGCUUUAAAACAAUAGCAAAUUCCAACAGGCAAAUACGACGUCCAGGUGCAGAUGCUGCAAAUGAAUUCAUUAGGCUUAUCAGCCUAUUUUAUUCCUAUUUGGCUUUUUUUUUCAUUUUUCUAAGACAACGUUAUUGCAAUUAGGUGUAUGUCAAAAGAAAAGGGGUAGACUUUAGGGCGUAGCCUGCAAGUAUCAAACUAUGUUUAGUGCCUCCCCCCGCCCAGGUGAGAAUUAUACCUCCUUUCUGUGAUUAUGUAGAGUGAAUAGUUAAAAUUGAAGGCACCACUUCUUAUUACCAGUGUUUUUUUUCGCAGGCGCAAAACGUUAGUAUAUUUGCUGUCGGUUACGGAAUAGAAGCUCAGAUUAAUACAACAGUGCUUAGGGAAAUAGGAGGAGACAAUGUAUUGAUCAUGUAUGAAGACAAAACCUUAGGAUAUACACCCUUUGUCGAUCCAAUAAAGAAAAUGGUUUGCAGUAAGUCAAUAUUUCCUCAAGUCAGUUGCCUUCCUUAUAAUUGAUUUCACUUCUAGUUCAUGGUUAUGAUUGUUAUAGUUAUAACUAUGAUUAUGAUUAAGAUUAUUAUUUUAUCACCAUCAUCGUUAACAUCAUCAUCAUCAUCAUCACUGUAUCAUUAUACUAUAUCGUCAUCGUUACUACUGCAAUUAGAAAAUAGAGUCUUGCAUGCCUUUGUUAUUAACUUUGUCGGUGUGAUUUUCAAGUUAUCUCUGGCAGGCGGGGUUAGGAGAAGCUUUGAGUUCAGAAUCAGCUUGAGGCGUCUAUUCUUAUUAUUACUAUUUCUGUUAGUAUUAUUAUUAUUAUCAUUAUUAUUAUUAUUAUUAUUAUUAUUAUUAUUAUUAUUAUUAUUAUUAUUAUUAUUAUUUUAUUUCUUACUACAGGCGACCUGACAUCGACCCAUGGUAAUCCACAGUGGUCCGAAUGGAGUCAGUGUAGUGUUACUUGUGGCUCUGGAACACAGUCACGCAAUAGACCCUGCAUAAAUGGAAUUUGUUCUGAAACUCGAACUUGUGAACAGGACCCUUGCCUUAAUGGUGAGUGUGAAAUUUAA